CAUAGCAGAGUCAUUCCGCCAAAUAGGGUACGGUAUAACAAUAAUAAAUACGAAAAUCAUAUGUAUAGAUAGUGCAUCAAAAUCUUUUAACAAAAUGUCGCCCGUUUUUUCGGGUGGUAUUCUACUAAUUAUAUUAUGACUUGAGACACAUUGAUGACACAAAAAAAUCCUAAAGUGCUUAGUGACAAUUCGUGUAAAAUACAUUAAUAUCGUUUUGUGAUGGGUGCGAAGGCUAGUACCGCAAAUGGCGGACAAAGUCCCCGGACGAGAACAUUUUCGGCGAGCAGUAGCAGUGAAGUUGUGUCAAAUUCAGCCGGUUUUAGUUUGUUAAGGGCCCUACCAGGGAUUCAAGUGUCAUCUAACGACCGUCAAAGAGCGCGAUCCUUAUCCUCUGUGCCUGAUUUGCAAGCAAGUCACGAGACGAUUGCAAUUCCGUCAGUUUCGGGGGCCUUUGAAGUCUCUGCCAGUCCCGAGACCGACAGCUCUGCGGAUGAAGCUGGUGCCCUUAGCAGAGUAUAUGCCGCACAUUCGCUGCCAUCACAUAUUUGGACACUAAAUGGUAUAAAAUGUCCAGUAUGCAGCAAGUUUGUUUUCCCAGACGAUAUAGAAUGUCAUCUUGUGAUGUGUCUUACAAAACCCAGGCUUUCUUACAACGAGGACAUACUAAACGACGCCAAGGGAGAAUGUGUGAUUUGCCUAGAAGAUCUCAGUCCAGGUGACAUCAUCGCAAGGCUUCCUUGUCUUUGCAUUUAUCACAAAGGUUGCAUUGAUCAAUGGUUUGAAGUCAACCGGUGCUGUCCAGAGCAUCCAGGCGAUUAACCAAAGUCUUACAUCGGAUCGAAGCCAGUACUGGCGAUUCAUCACAAAUUGUCUUGUGUAAAUCUUAUAAAAGACCCAGAAAGCAUUUUUUUAUAUGUUUUAGUGAUAAAAAGAAUAUUGUGCUACGACAAAAGAUUUGAAAAAACACAAAAAGUGCUCCGUUUAGUCAAGCGGGUUAAAAAAAUCGCAAGCCAGACGAACUUAUUAUGGAUACAAAAAUUGUGGAUGCAGUUGUUAUUUAAUAUAAACACUAUAUUUGAAGUUUUGAGAAUUGUGAUAGUUAUCAGAAACACAGACUCAAUACUUAAUGAUAAAAUGCUAUUUAGUCAGAUAGGGUUUUACACAUGUAUUAAUUAUACAUGCUAUUUCAUAAUAUUGAUUUAACAAUGCGUGUAAAUAUUAUUUAUCGUAUAAUAAGGCUGUCAUUUUCACGCUAUUAUUACAUGAAAAUUCUAAUUUAAAUCACUUGAUGAUUGAUAUUCUAUAGAAAAAAAUGGCCAAUGUUUGAAGAGAAACAAUAGAAAAUAGAAGUGACAUAUCAAUAUGACGAAUUCUGUUCAUGAAUGCAAAAAAUUGCCACUUGACUUGCUUUUCUGAAAAAUAACUUUUUACUACAUAAAUAUUUUGUAUAUUAUUUCUUUCAUUUUUGAUUCUAUAGCUGUUUAAAAUUUAAAGAUUUUGAUUUAGUUUAUUUUAGAUAUCUCCAAUAUUAUCCUUGGUAUAUGUAUUUGACAUAUUUUUU
Messenger RNA from Ctenocephalides felis (cat flea), 1561 nucleotides. Its product is annotated as E3 ubiquitin-protein ligase ZNRF1-like. The record is from RefSeq and is a predicted model, not a curated record. NCBI's taxonomy places the organism in Eukaryota, Metazoa, Arthropoda, Insecta, Siphonaptera, Pulicidae. The transcript has 4 exons. Bases 220 to 819 code for a protein of 199 amino acids.